Molecule: messenger RNA, 843 nt
Organism: Effrenium voratum
Lineage: Eukaryota; Dinophyceae; Suessiales; Symbiodiniaceae
Source: the annotation of a GenBank genome assembly
AUGGAUGAACCGCCACAAAAGAGAGCGCGCCACGCCAACGAAUCUGUGACAUGCACUUCAGCAGCAAAGGUGCCAGAGGCAGCACAAGAAGCAGAGGCAAGAGAAGCAGAGGCAGCAGAGGCAUCAGACGCAGCAAAUUCGACGCUGCGGGCCGAGUCAGCUGGGCUGCUGGCCGAGUUGGCAGGGCGGACUUCCACACACCCAGAUGGCAACAAUGCCAAACAAACCUUAGCAGUGCUGGGACUUGGCAAUCCUGAUGGAUUGUCCCGGCGAGAAAGGCACAGCUUGGGAGCAAGGGUGGUUGCAGCAUUGGCUGACAGCGCUUGCUCCUCCUCACUUCGGCUGCUGGAAUCUGAUUGCAAGGACCUGGCCGGAGCCAAGUGGUUGACACGGGGUGGGACCAAAGCGCUUCUACUACAGCCGACUCGACCAAUCAACGACAGUGGACUGCAACUGCGCUCUGCAUUGGACACCUUGGAACUGCUCACCACGCCUUUCUUGGCGAUCGUGGAUGACUGCUGGUUGCCGCUUGGAUCUAUCCGAUUUCGUGAGAAGGGCUCCAGUGGGGGUCACAAAGGCUUAGAGGGAAUAGAGGCGAUUUUCGGCAAGCAACACUACCACAGGCUGCGCUUAGGCAUCGGGGGCAAGAACCUGAAGGAGUUUGUGACGGGAUCCUUCACCGACGAAGAGGAGUCUCUUCUUCAGCCGGUGAUUUCAGCAGCUGUGUCUGCUGUGGAGACGUGGCUAUCUCUGGGGCCAUCUGCAGCGCAGAAGAUCAUGAGCAUUGUGAACGCCCCCACUUUUGUGAAGCAACCGCCACCUCCAGUCCCAUCAAGGAGUUGA